GGACGAUCGACAUGUGACAGAACAUGAGCUGCUCUCUCUCUCUCUCUCUGGCUGCUGCUUCUAUAUUUAACCCGCAGGCCGACUCGCGCUCACACACUCGACAUAACUGAGGCCGCUGCCAGACGACCAGCAGGAUGGAGGACGAGACUCCAUCCCGGCGCUCUGUGGCCGAACUGGCAGGACGAUUCAAAAGCUCGGCUCCUCCACCCGAUGCUGCCGGACAUGAAACGGAGAAGCCGGUCAGACGCAGACCCCCUCGCACCUUACAGCUCGCCAAAACACCUGGAGACGACCAGGAGCAGCCUCCAGGUGUCACCUCUCCUCUACCUGCCAAAGCCAAGAGGAACUCUGCCCUGAUUGAAAAGCUUCAGACCAACCUCGCUCUCUCUCCCUCAGCCCUGCUGCCCUCUCCAAAGAGUCCGGGCUUCAGGCUGCUGCCUCCCGCCUACCCCCCACCCUCCCCCACCUCUGCCCAGGCUACCACAGUAACCACCUUGUCCACAGCGUCCCCCACCAGUCCUGUUGCUGCCUCUCCAUUAACAGAAGAGGAAAGUCCCUCUUCCUUUGACAUUCCUCCCGCUGUGGGCGAGGGGUCCAUCCUGUCAAACGACAACAUCAAGGGCAGAGCUCGGCACUCCAUACGCCGACGUCCUCCGUCCCGUCGCCACAAAAAGUCCAGCAGCGGAGAGGAUCUCGACAACACCAACGACGGAGGAGAAGGAGGAGGCGAGAAGGAGGAGGAAGGAGACGUUUUCAAACAGGAAGGUCAAACAGACAAGGAGAAGGAGGACAAAGUGGGUGAUUUGACGUCCCCUGAGAGAAAUGAAUCCCACAAAGAAGAUCACCCAGACAUCAUCGCCAAGCCCAGAGAGGAAGACGAGGAGGAGGGAGAGAACCGAUCCACAGGUGGAAGGGAGGGAGAUGAGUCUUCACCAGGAAGAAAGGAGGAGGAGGAGGAAGCUCAGGAGAAAAAUACAGAGAAACAGGAAGAAGAUUUGACAGACAGCAAAGAAGAAGAAAAGACUGAGGUGACUCCUACAUGUCCAACAUAAAGGCCUAAAGACAUCCUUUAUUAAACCCAACUGCAGCACCAACACCUUCAUUUACAAUUUUCACUUUUAUAUUUGAUGACAUGUUAAUAAAACCCCUUUCUGUUUUCUGA
Molecule: messenger RNA, 1162 nt
Organism: Scatophagus argus
Lineage: Eukaryota; Metazoa; Chordata; Actinopteri; Scatophagidae
Gene: dub
Product: duboraya
Exons: 6
Coding region: 135-1052 (305 amino acids)
Source: RefSeq, a predicted model, not a curated record